Striga hermonthica is the source of this 2316-nucleotide messenger RNA. NCBI's taxonomy places the organism in Eukaryota, Viridiplantae, Streptophyta, Magnoliopsida, Lamiales, Orobanchaceae. The record is from the annotation of a GenBank genome assembly.
AUGCUUUCAGGGCUAAAAUUCAUACCGCGGGAUCAAGUCGACAAAGCACAAGAUGAAACACACAGUGAUUCGAGUGAAGAGACUAGAAAAUCAGGGCAUAGAAAGGAAAAGGGUGCUAGGAAAAAGAAGCACUCCCGACUCAGUAGCCCUCAUGACGAAGGCCUUGAAAGAAUAAAAAGUGGGUCUAGAAAGAAAAAGAAGUGGUAUGAUUCGAAUGAGGAUAUUUCUUCCUUUUCAGAAGACAGUAGUAGCCAGAAUGAACUGAAACGUCACAAGAAGAAGCAUAGGAGAUCGAAGAAAGGAAAGAGAAGGCAUGAUGACAGCUCGGAUGAUAAAUAUGAAAGUCGGUCUAAGGCAAAAUCAAGGGGACGAAGAAAAGAUUAUACAUCAGACAGUGAGCCUUCUAGUGGUUCUGGAAGGGAGAAGUCUCAUGAUGACAGUAAAGGGUCCCGGCCUCUAAAUUCGAAUGACAUUGUGAGGAAAGAAAUGGGAUUGGAAUGGAUGCUUCGGCCAAAGGACAAUAUGGAGAAUAGUUUCAGUAACACUCCUCUCAUUGAACCUAAAGAAGCUGUAACUGAAGAACUAAGGAAGGAUAAUCCCAGAGAACUAAACCCGUAUCUGAAAAAUAAUGGCAUUGGUUAUCCAGACGAGUCUGAUGAUCAGAAGCCUGGGGAUCAACAACUUCUAUCAGACACAGUCGUUGGUGAUGGAGGUGCUAGCUGGAGGCUUAAAGCUUUGAAAAGGGCCCAAGAGCAAGCAGCUCGUGAUGGACGGAAACUCGAGGAGGUAGUUGAAGAGCGUUGGGGUUCUAUGGGUCAUCUUGCUGCUUCUUUGGCUUCUCAAAAUGUUGCACCAACAUAUGCCCAUCUCCAAGCCAUUAAGCAUCGGAGGAAAGGGUUAUUAAUGGAAGAACAGAAACAUAUGGAUGAGGAAACUAGUAGGAAUGAGAAGGAUUCUGGACAGAAGAGCACAAGGGAUGUCCUUCGGCAUCCAAAAAUGCGAAUUCCAAAAUUCCACGAUUCUUUAUCUUGGGGAAAGCAGGGAAAUAAAAAUAAAUUGUCAGCGGAGGAUAGUGCUCUUGUUUCUGUCGCUCUCUCGAGUUUAAAUAAGUCUUCAAAUGAUGGAAAUUUAUCAGCCAAAUCCAUGCCCAAGGAGAAUCAUUCUAGCAAGUCUAGUGAUCCUACAAACUUUGAAGCAACAGCAGAGCCAUUUGAGAAUAGAGAAGAUAGUGGAGCAAUAAAGCCGUCCAUGAGUGCAAAUCAGUUGGCUGCCAAAGCCAUGCAACUUCGUAUGAAAGGAAAACACGAGGAAGCAGAAAAACUGUUGAAGGAAGCUGAGGCAUUGAGAGAAAAUCAAAGUGUUGGUGAUGGACCAAGCACAAAGCGAAUUGAUGGGACCACAAGCAGGUUUAUCCUGCAUGAUGCUUCCGCAAGGCAAAAGAAGAAAGAGGAUAAUGCUGAUCUGCAUCUGGCUCAAAAAAUCAUGCAUAAUCACCGGUACAGCAUAUCCAGUCAGGCGGAUGAAGAAUAUGACUAUGAUGAUGGUCCCAGAAAAAAGGCUCGGAAGAAAGGAGGGUUUAGCUGCCAUAAUAAGUCGUCUGAGAUUACCAAUUCUGCUAAUCGCUUCUUGACUCAGCAAGAUAGAUGUCAGUUCUGUUUCGAGAAUCCAGCGAGGCCAAAGCAUCUUGUGGUCGCCAUUGCUAACUUCACCUACUUGGCCCUACCUCAACAACAGCCUGUCGUCCCGGGUCAUUGUGGAAUUUUGACCUUGCAGCACGAAUCUUCCUCGAGAACCGUGGACGACAACGUGUGGGAUGAGAUCCGGAACUUCAAGAAAUGCUUGAUAAUGAUGUUUGCAAAGCAAGAAAAGGAUGUACUGUUUUUUGAGACGGUAAUGGGGUUGGCACGGCAGAGACGCCACUGUAUGGUUGAGUGUGUGCCUUUGCCUCGUGAUAUUGCAAAGCAGGCGCCCGUUUACUUCAAGAAGGCAAUCGACGAAGCUGAAGAUGAGUGGAGCCAGCACAAUGCAAAGAAAUUGAUAGACACGAGCGAGAAGGGGCUGCGUGGGUCCAUCCCCAAGAACUUUCCCUACUUCCAUGUGGAGUUUGGACUCGAUAGGGGAUUUGUGCACGUGAUAGAUGACGAGAAGGAAUUCAAGAGCAGCUUUGGGCUAAACGUGAUUAGAGGCAUGCUCCAGCUUCCAGAAGAGGAUAUGUACCGUCGAAGGAGGCAUGAGUCGUUUGAGGCUCAAAAGGAAGCAGUCUCCAGUUUUGCCCAGCAUUGGGAGCCUUUUGAUUGGACAAAGCAGCUGGACUGA